AAUCAGAGUCAGCGUUCUCGGGCCUCCAGAGUGCGACAGCAUGUCCACUGUGAUUCCUGCUACAGCCGGCGCUGCAGGGCUCGGGUGGAGGUCUCUGUGUGCUGUGCUCUCAUCCCCUGCCGCCUGCACUGUGGAGCGCUCUUCCACCUUUGUAAAGAGGAGGAUCACCUGCUGCUCUGCCCCAACGUGAGGGUGCCGUGCCUCAACGCCGAGUACGGCUGCCCGCUCCACCUGACCCGCUCCUCGCAGGCCGCUCACCUCCAGGUGUGUCCGGCCAGCGUCGUGUGUUGCUCCAUGGAGUGGAACCGAUGGCCGGCCAACGACGCCCAUUCUUAUCCAAACACAGAGCUGCAUAAAAACCUGCUCAGGGGAAGAGAGCAGGGAAGAUGUCUGGACUUGGCCAUGGCCCUGAAAGACCAGGACCUCCUGUUUCACUCCAUGAAGAUGAGAGAACUGUUCCCAGAGCUGACCCAGAGUGUGGAGAAGGACGAGAAAGAAAAGAGGGAAGAGAGGAGGAAGGAGAAGCAGAAGAAAGAGGCAGCAGAAAAGGCAGCUGUGAAGGAGGCCAGUGAUCACACUUGGGAGACUUUUAACUUGCAAACCCCUGAUGAAAAAGAAGAAGAGGAUGAAGAUGAGGUUGACGUUGAAUAUGAGCAGGAGCUAACCCAGGAAGAGAGAGAGGCUAUUGCCAGGGACACAGAAGUUAAUGCUGAUGUGUUGGAAAACUACAACACCUGGGAGCGCAUGUUCAGUAUGGAGAUAGGUGGCUGCAGGAACGCUGGAGAGGCAGCAAUGGCCAUCAGAGACCAGGGGCUUUCUAAAGGAGGAGGAGAAGCAUCAGAUAGCGGUAUGGAUGCCUCUGCAUCAAACACCUGCCGACAGGGGAGCAGUGCAUGCUUUGCUUCCUCCACAUCCUCCUCUUGUCUCGCUGAAAGACUGAAAAUAAGGGAAUUUGUGUACGGAAGUGUGGAGCCGAUGAAGAUCAUCACUGUGCGUACCUUUACAACCCCGAGCAGCUUCGCUGCCAGGCAGAGCCGCAUCCGCAACCCUAGUUUCUACAAGAGGGAGCAUCGAGCUGUGGAUACGAGCGACCUGGGGGUGAUGCUAGAGGAGAUGCCAGUGUGGGAGGAAGUUCAGGCUUCUCUGCUGUGCUCCCUGGAGAAGGAGCAAAGGGGUCACCUCAUUGCAGAGAGCAAAUGCACGGAUGCUUUGUUACAAGAUGAAGGCACACAGACCUACAACUUCUUGUCUGCUCCUUUCCGGAGAGAAACGUCGCUGGCUGACCUGACCGCUGCAAAACCGUUGGAGUUGCACCUACAGCUGCAGGUGGAGAGCGUCACCAGCCGGCACCACAAGGCCAGCUCGGCCUUCACCUUCCUCUGUGGACACACCUUCCAGCGCAGAGAAUAUGGCAAACAUUAUAAGAACGUCCACAGUGACAUCCAGAUGGGCGUGAACGGGUGGUUCGAGCAGAGGUGCCCCCUGGCGUACCUGGGAUGCACCUACAGCCAGACGAGGCUGCAGCCCUCCACUCAUGAAGCCACCGUCUCCUACAACGAGGACCUUGGCUGCUUUAGCCUGCAUCCCACCAUUCAUGUUUCCUUAAGCGAAGCUUCCCAGCCAUCCGGGAGCUCAGUGGACUCCUCCACCGCUCAGAGGAGGAGAGGAGGUCGUGGAGGAGGAGGGGAGGACUCUCUGAGCUCGCUGCCCUACGAGGUGCUGUGCCACAUGGCCCGUUUCCUGGACAGUCUGUCCCUGUCCCAGCUGGCUCUGGUGUCCCAGCUGAUGAGGCAGGUGAGCUCCUCUCUGCUGCAGGAGAGAGGGAUGGUCACCCUCCGCUGGGAGAAGAAGACCUACUCACACGGAGGAGCCAAAUGGAGGGUGAAGCACACGGUUUGGCAGUUCAGCACUUUGUUCUCUCCUGUGGACGAUUGGUGCUUCCAAAACGUCCCGUCCAUGUCGGAGCACCUGAAGGUGUGUCCCUGCUAUGAGAGAGAGUCCCGGACGGAGAAGAUUCACCUGCCGCACGUCGGAGGAGAAACGGCCCAGACCAAGACAAGCUGUGAAGGUCCCACUCUUACCGCGUUCCAGAAGAAGAGGAUCGUGAUGUAG
Cyclopterus lumpus (lumpfish) is the source of this 2112-nucleotide messenger RNA. RefSeq names its product F-box only protein 40-like. Gene Ontology annotation, cellular component: cytoplasm. NCBI's taxonomy places the organism in Eukaryota, Metazoa, Chordata, Actinopteri, Perciformes, Cyclopteridae. The transcript has 5 exons. Gene Ontology annotation, molecular function: ubiquitin protein ligase activity; protein binding; zinc ion binding. The record is from RefSeq and is a predicted model, not a curated record. The annotation marks the transcript as partial.